Acromyrmex echinatior (Panamanian leafcutter ant) is the source of this 1917-nucleotide messenger RNA. RefSeq names its product pickpocket protein 19. Gene Ontology annotation, biological process: sodium ion transmembrane transport. The record is from RefSeq and is a predicted model, not a curated record. Gene Ontology annotation, molecular function: ligand-gated sodium channel activity. Lineage: Eukaryota; Metazoa; Arthropoda; Insecta; Hymenoptera; Formicidae. Gene Ontology annotation, cellular component: plasma membrane.
AUGCGGGUCAAAUUCACGUGCUCGAACGAGACCCGACGUUAUCGACUCCGAUGGAGUUCUCGAUUGGUAGAGGACCCGUGCAUCCUUGCAUUGAAUCGGAAAGGAAGCCUCGCACAGGCUUUUGUUGGUAUCGGUGAUACUUUGAAGCAACCUGUGCGUUAUCCGGGAACAAAUACAGGGGAAAAGUUGGCGCGGCAUGGCAAGCACCGAAGCUACGGCGGAUGGGUACUCCCCUCUUUGAUCGAAGCCUCGAAGCCUCAUAGCGACAUGAAAUCUGGUCGGAGGAAAUUAAGGAAAUUAAUGAGAGUCGUAAGAAAUGGAGUCACAAGAAUCAAGUUUCGUGGAAACAAAAGUCAAGGCAAACAGUUCAACACGAUCAUAGAAACAUUAAAUUAUUUUUGCACAAAUACGACUAUUCAUGGUCUUCGUCACAUCGUUAAUCCUGAAUUACAUAUAAUUGAACGAUUCCUGUGGCUUGUCGUGUUUAUAAUAUCUUCCACAAUCGCUAGCAACGUGAUUUACUCACUUGCUCUUAGAUUCCAGGAUGCGCCGACGGUGAUUGACAUUGAAUCGAUGCAUUAUGGAACUUCGUAUCUACCCUUUCCGAGCGUGACCCUUUGUCCGUAUGACCGCGUCGACUGGAAUCGAGCCCUCGAACUCGAACCAAAAAUUUUUCCUAAUGGUACAGAUAAAGCAAGUCUCGAAACUUUUCGGAAAAUAUUGGGCAAGCUUUCCAUGAUGAGCUUCGGAGAUUUUGAUGAACUGGAUUUUCUGAAGAAUCAAAAUGUCCAUAGUCUCGCGGGUAUCAACAUAACUCAAGUGCUAUAUGAGGCGAUGCCACGCUGCGAUCAAUUACUGUCCUCUUGCUGGUGGCGUAACGCCGAUCGCAAUUGCUGCGAUAUCUUCCAGGUGCAGAAGACCGAGUAUGGUUUCUGUUAUUCGUUCAAUUCUGAAGUAGCACAAACACCUCCAACGGAUCCUACGGAAUCGCGGCCACGUAAAGCAUCUGGCUACGGCGAUUGGACCGGUGUCAAGGUUACGAUUCAUCUAGGAAGCAUAACGAAGCCAUCACACACAAAUUCUAGUGAUAGUAAUGCCAAGCAGGUUGAUGGCGUUGUGGUGAUAAUAAACGAGCCCCAUGUCUGGCCCAACAGUGGUACUAUGAUACCGUCGGGUUCGCGGGUCAGCAUGUCUUUACAAUGUAUUUCUGGAUACGCUACUCGGCGAGUUCUCGAACUGGACAAGGAUAAACAACCAUGCCAAUACGAUGAAAACGGCGUGUAUCACCAGGAGACCUGCUUGUCGCUUUGCAAACGUUACUGGGUUGCCAAGUAUUGCAGUUGCAACCCAUCUUUUUUUUUCCCCGCAAACACCCGUUUUCGUGACUGCACCAUCGAGGAUUUCAUUUGUCUGAUCACUUAUAAUGAUUUGUUCAACGACUACAUUGUUCACUUUGGCGACGACUACCCACACGACAUUCCUAGCAUGAUUUGCAACUGCUUGCCGGAAUGCGACUACUACAUCUACAAUACUCAGUUUUCUAACGUGCCAUUACAUAACAUGAAUGACAUUAUGUUGGACGUACAUUACCUAGGGCAAACUAGUUUUCGCUAUAAAACGGACAUAGUUAUCUCACCAAUGGACCUUCUCGUAUCUUUCGGCGGUAUAAUCAGCUUAUUCCUGGGCGGUUCAUUACUCAGCGUUAUCGAGCUAGUUUAUUAUCUGGUGAGUGUGAUGUUUUCGUCUCUGCGAUCGCGAUUGAAAACCAAAGAAGAGCCGAGAAACCGAUCAAGCGUGAUGCACGUCCAUACGCGAGUGCUGCCCAUACUGGAUUACAAUCCUCUAAAAUCGCGGGCGAGGAAGAUACCGAUUUUCACGAAUUAUGGCCUCGCAGAGUUGAAUUUGAACAGAUAUUGA